AUGACCAUUAACGUCACGUCACACGGCAUUCACACGAGCCACAUCCAACCUAGAGACAGACACACGACUGUACUACUCCAUCCGCAAAACAAUACGUGCCCCCAAAGCAUACAAGCCAUUCAACGAUGUCGGCGCCUGGACCUGUUUUCCGCCGAUGUCGUGUUCCCUCGCUAUCGUACCAUCUCCGUCGAUGGCGGCCGGUUCCCUUCUUUUGGCCAAGCCGUAGAUUAUCGCCACCGGGACCGACGAUAUCUUGUCGAGUCUCGUCGCCGGUUUACGGUAAGCCGUCUUGGGCGGAUACAUUUUGUAGAAGAGCCCUGGGCUCUGAGCGUGACUGGGAGCAGAAUUCGCAGCCGUCACAUUUUACACGCCAUCGAUAAGAGGCAUGGCCACAAAAUUUAA
Protopolystoma xenopodis is the source of this 402-nucleotide messenger RNA. NCBI's taxonomy places the organism in Eukaryota, Metazoa, Platyhelminthes, Monogenea, Polystomatidea, Polystomatidae. The record is from the annotation of a GenBank genome assembly.